AUGUCUGCAGGAGCAAGCAAAUAUGAUGUCAAGCCCGGUGAUCCGGAAGGAAAACUUCUCCCUUUUGAAGAAAUCAAAACUGAGGCAGAUCUCAUCCCUCCCGGGGCUGCCCGCGGAACCGUUCCCACCGAUCUCGAACAGGCGACCGGUCUCGAACGUCUAGAAAUCCUGGGAAAGAUGCAAGGCAUUGAUAUCUUUGACAUGUCUCCUCUACCGGCAGACCGAGUCGGUACAUUCGAUGACCCAAUUGUUGUAAAAUCGGCUGGCAACGAAUACCAAAUCGGAUGCACAGGCUCACCUGCCGACUCACACAACGUCAAAUGGCUCGUGCUGUCCCGCAAACGGCCUUUCGAGCGCUGCCUCGAGUGCGGAAGCGUGUACCGAAUGGACUAUGUCGGACCUCCAGAUCAGCACGAUGACCACCAUGGCGACCACAUCCACGGCUUCGAAGAGCCCAAGACCAUGGCAGAUUUUGUCAAGCCAGAAUACUGGUACCGAUGA
Molecule: messenger RNA, 501 nt
Organism: Cladophialophora yegresii CBS 114405
Lineage: Eukaryota; Fungi; Ascomycota; Eurotiomycetes; Chaetothyriales; Herpotrichiellaceae
Product: cytochrome c oxidase subunit 5b
Exons: 3
Coding region: 1-501 (166 amino acids)
Biological process (GO): mitochondrial electron transport, cytochrome c to oxygen
Cellular component (GO): mitochondrial envelope
Source: RefSeq, a predicted model, not a curated record